CUAAUUUUUGUUUAAGUUUUUGUUAAAGCAAUUGAUAGACUUGAUACGGAUUGUCUCGAUUGUCUUAUCUUAGCAUCUUGAAGAUGAACGCUCCGCUUGUAGCUCCGUCUAUUUUCCGCUCCAGCUUCUGCAUCCCCCUUUUACGGAUUUACAAUAAUCAAUUCAAUAAUAUCUUUAGGUACAGUGAUGCAAUCGUCUCCAACCUUACUCCUUCCAGACCUUUCUUUUCGCUCACCUCCCCUGCUCUUCGUUUGCCUCCUCUCACCAUGGCAUCUUCCAGUAAAACGCCUACCCAGGGGUUCAGUGAGGCUGGCAAUGAAGUUAAUGUUUUCCAGUUAAUUCAAGUUCAUCAGGAAAAAGCUGCCAGACUGCCUCCAAUUGAGGAAGUUAGGACGGUUCUCAAUUAUAGCCUGCGUGGAGUGCUCUCCACUUUCUCACAGAAAUAUGAAGGAUAUCCAUCAGGUUCCAUGGUUGAUUUCGCUUGUGAUGCCAACGGAUCUCUAAUAUUAUCAAUCAGCAAUUUGGCAGCGCAUUCAAAGGAUCUCUUAGCUAACCCCAAGUGCUCAUUGCUUGUUGCAAAAGAUCCCGAGGAUAAGACCGAUUUAAUCAUAAAUGUGUAUGGUGACAUUGUUCCUGUUUCUGAGACAGAGAAAGAGGAUGUCCGUGCUGCAUAUUUGGUUAGGCACCCUGAUGCAUUCUGGGUUGACUUUGGAGAUUUCCAUUUCCUAAGAAUUGAACCCAAGGUUGUGCGAUAUCUAUCAGGUGUUGCAACUGCUUUAUUGGGAUCAGGAGAGUUCAGCAAAGAGGAUCUCAGAGCUGCAAAAAUUGAUCCCAUCUACCAAUUCUCUAAGCCAAUCACAUCCCACAUGAAUAAAGAUCACAUGGAAGAUACCAAACUGAUUGUGCGGCACUCAACAUCUGUUCCAGUAGAGUUUGCUUGGAUGCUGGAUGUGGACAGUCUUGGAUUUUAUGUUAAGGCUGUAUACCAAGGGAGUACUUUCAAGCUUCGAGUUCCUUUCCCUAGACCAGCAAUGGAUAGAAAGGAUGUUAAGACCCUGAUAGUUGAAAUGCUAGAGGCUGCAAGAACUCGAGGUGUUUAGUUCACAAAUCUGGCUUGCUGUUUACACUUCUGUUAUAUGAAAUGAAACUGUGAUUUAUUU
Cuscuta campestris is the source of this 1160-nucleotide messenger RNA. The record is from the annotation of a GenBank genome assembly. Lineage: Eukaryota; Viridiplantae; Streptophyta; Magnoliopsida; Solanales; Convolvulaceae.